CGCGAAUCCUCUCACUUUCUUUUCUUCAUUAUUUUAUUUAUUUCUUCGCUUUUAAAUAAACACAUUCAUUGCUUCUCUUCUCACUCUACUCAUGCAUUCUCUUAUUUAGUUUCCAAUUUCCACUUUUCAUUUUUGCAUUUCGGUUAGAAGUUUGUUAUGGCGGACCAAUCGGUGAAUCUUCCGUCAUCAGUAGAGAAUCUUAUAAACCAAAUCCGCGAACAACAAUCGCAACCACCGCUCGACUCAUCAAUUCGACGAAACUUAGCUGAGCUCGGAGAACAAAAAGCUCUUCAAAUUCUUUAUUAUAUCUCUACACAACCAAUUAAGCGUUCUCUUAAUGCAUUUACCGUAUAUAUGAUUAACCAACAUCGGUCUCCUCCGUCACCGUCACGUCCUUCUUCGUCACAGUCACAGUCACAGUCACAGUCACAGUCACGUCCUUAUUCCUUACAGUCACAGUUACUGUCACAUUUACAGUCACGUCCUUCUCCGUUACCGUUACGGUCACAGUCACUUCCGUCUUCGUCUACAGCUCCUCCACCGCAUUCCGAUGUUCUCACGGCGUUAGGAGAGUUAGAGUUUCGAAAGUCAUUUCUGCUGAUGAGUUAUGCUGGACGUGAGAAUAUUGAAAAUGUUGUAACGGCUGAAUAUGUUAGAAGCUUGAAAGAGUUGACGAUGAAAAAUUUUGAGAAAGAAAUUUGGGAAACUGUGGGACAGAAAUACAUUGAACGACCUACUGAUCGUCUAGUGUAUCUUGAUUGGGAUUCUGGCAGGACACAUAUAUACCAGUGCUUUGUUUCUCCAAAUGGGAGUUUAAGGUUCAAGGGCCCUAUUUUACAACACACGCGAACACACCUGCAGAAAUCACUAGGUGAUGACAAUGUUUUGCUUGUAAAAUUUGCUGAGGAUCAGUAUGCAAGGAAAUCAGAGACCAGUGCUCAAAAAGCUGCCAAGCACUAUGAGAAGUUUGGAAAAGAAGGGCUCCGUGUUGGUCUUCGUUUGUAUCGCUUUUUUGUUUUCAAAGUUGGUGGAAAGGAAGAGAAGAAGAAGGAUCCAACAACUUCAUCAGUCAAAUGUUAUUUUGUUAGGACAGAAUCAUCUUGUUCUACAGAUGAGAGGGAAUCAUACAUUUUGUCAAAUAGGACAAUGUUUGAAUCCAGAUCUUUAUUUAUGCAUGCACACAUGUUACCCAAUAUUGACAAGUAUAUGGCUAGGUUCUCUCUCAUUCUGUCAAAGACCUAUAAGCUUAAUGUUGACUGGACAACUGUGAGCGUCAAAACAAUACCAGAUGUCUGUUGUCAGGAUGAACAUGGCAAUACUGUAUAUCAUAAUGAGAAACGAUGUAUUCUCACAGACGGAACUGGAUUCAUCUCAGAAGAUUUGGCAGUACUCUGCCCUAACAAUGUGUUAAAAGGAAGUAACUUGAAGAAUACACAUAUAAAGGAAAUUUCCAAUCUGGUUAAACUUGAGGAUAUGAGUAAGGCUAUGGGAGAAGCAGCACUGAGCAAACAUCAGCCACCACUGCUGAUUCAGUGCCGUCUCUUUCACAUGGGUUGUGCAAUGAAGGGUACUCUAUUGGUUAACAAAAAGCUUUCUCCCAGUACGAUACAGGUGCGGCCUUCAAUGAUUAAAGUUAUGACUGACCCGAGCCUUUCAAAUAUUCAAAGCUUAAAUUCGAUGGAGGUAGUAAAUACCAGCCACAAACCAAAUAGAGCAUAUUUAUCUAAAUAUUUGAUCGCACUUCUAAGCUAUGGAAGAGUUCCAAAUGAAUUCUUCAUGGAUGUACUUAAGAGUAAUUUAGAAGAUGCAGGCCAUAUCUAUACCAAUAAGCGUGCUGCACUCAGAGCAUCUCUCAACUAUGCCGAGAUGGAUGACUUCAAUGCUGCAGGAAUGAUUUUAUGUGGGAUUCCCCUUGAUGAACCAUUUCUGCAGCAUUAUCUGUCUAAACUUGUAAAAUUGGAAAAGAACAAGCUUAGAACCGGUAAACUAUAUGUAGAAGAUUGUUUCUAUCUAAUGGGGACUGUUGAUCCUACCGAAGGCCAUUGCCUAGAAGCGAAUCAAGUUUGCAUUAUUCAUGAAAAUGGCCAAAUUACAGGGGAUGUCCUGGUGUAUCGAAAUCCAGGUUUACAUUUUGGGGACAUCCACAUAAUGCAGGCCACGUAUGUGGAAGGAUUAGAAUCUUAUGUUGGCCAUGGCAAAUAUGCAAUUUUUUUCCCUUGUGUCGGACCUCGCUCAGUAGCAGAUGAAAUUGCUGGAGGUGACUUUGAUGGUGACAUGUACUGGGUUUCAAAGAAUCCUCAGUUGUUGGAAUGCUUCAGAAAGAGCGACCCUUGGAUGGAAAGUCCACCAUGUAAUCCUGUUAUAUUGAGUUCUAGUGUUAUUAAGCCUAGUGAGGAAGAACUUUUUAAACUAUAUCUGCAAACUCGGUUCCAAUCAAGUAGCGCAAUUGGUAUUGCAGCUGAUAGUUGGAUGGCACUCAUGGAUCGUCUUUUGACAUUAAGAAAUGACAUAACUAAAGAAAAAGAGGUGCUGCAAGUGAAGGAAAAUAUACUUAAAUUAAUAGAUAUAUACUAUGAGGCAUUAGAUGCUCCUAAGAAAGGUGGAGGAAAGAUCCAAGUUCCAGAAGAUUUGACUGUAGAAUUGUUCCCGCACUACAUGGAAAGGGACGGCAAAUCAUUCACUUCAACCUCUAUAUUAGGUUUAAUAUACGACGAGGUUUGUAGAUGGCAAACUAGUGAUAUGUCUGGAACAAAAAUUAGAAAACUUCCAUGUUUGGAUGUUGAAAUACCCAUGCACUGUGUGGAAAAGUGGGAAACACUGUAUAAGGAGUAUAGGACGGAUAUGUCUUUUGCAUGUCAAUCUAACUCAAAAGAAGAGGCUGCUGAAGUCAUUAAGAAAUAUAAGCAGAAAUUUGAUGUUGCUGCUAACAUAGAGGAUUGUUCGAAGAAUGUUACUGAUAUUUAUCACGAGGCUUUGGCCGUGUAUCAUGUUACUUAUGAUUAUGCCAUUCAAUGGAAUGAUGUCGCUAAAUGCGCCUUUGCAUGGAAGGUUGCUGGUCCAGCUCUCACAAAUUAUUGUGCAGAAAAUCAAAGUCAUAGUAAAUGUUUGCCGUGUAGUUCAUCUGUGUUACGUGAAAUUUUUGGAUCAUGAAAUACUUUAACUCAUGUUGGCUGUAUAUGUCCACGUAUCCUAACCUUUUAUGAAUAUUUUUGGUUAAUUAAAUCAGUUUACAUGUAUCAAA
Messenger RNA from Cicer arietinum (chickpea), 3241 nucleotides. Its product is annotated as probable RNA-dependent RNA polymerase 5. The record is from RefSeq and is a predicted model, not a curated record. Gene Ontology annotation, cellular component: nuclear RNA-directed RNA polymerase complex. Lineage: Eukaryota; Viridiplantae; Streptophyta; Magnoliopsida; Fabales; Fabaceae. Gene Ontology annotation, biological process: siRNA processing. Gene Ontology annotation, molecular function: RNA-directed RNA polymerase activity.